Messenger RNA from Echinops telfairi (small Madagascar hedgehog), 2344 nucleotides. It is a transcript of the gene FADS1, whose product is annotated as fatty acid desaturase 1. The transcript has 12 exons. The record is from RefSeq and is a predicted model, not a curated record. Gene Ontology annotation, cellular component: membrane. Bases 16 to 1353 code for a protein of 445 amino acids. Gene Ontology annotation, molecular function: heme binding; oxidoreductase activity, acting on paired donors, with oxidation of a pair of donors resulting in the reduction of molecular oxygen to two molecules of water. Gene Ontology annotation, biological process: lipid metabolic process. Lineage: Eukaryota; Metazoa; Chordata; Mammalia; Afrosoricida; Tenrecidae.
CAGUGCCCGAGCGAGAUGGCCCCGGACCCGAAGGCCGCCGAGCCCCCGGUGGUGGGGUCGGGCCAGCGCUACUUCACUUGGGACGAGGUGGCGCAGCGAUCGGGGCGCGAGAAGGAGCGGUGGCUGGUGAUCGAUCGCAAAGUGUACAACAUCAGCGAGUUCGUCCGCCGGCACCCGGGGGGCUCCCGGGUCAUCAGCCACUACGCGGGGCAGGAUGCCACGGACCCCUUCACAGCCUUCCACAUCGACAAGGCCCUUGUGAGAAAGUAUAUGAACUCGCUGCUGAUUGGAGAGCUGUCCCCGGAGCAGCCCAGCUUUGAGCCCACUAAAAAUAAAGAACUGGUGGAUGAGUUCCGGGAGCUCCGGGCCUCGGUGGAGCAAAUGGGGCUCAUGAAGCCUAACCUUGGUUUCUUCCUGCUGUACCUGCUGCACAUCCUGCUGAUGGAUGUCAUGGCCUGGCUCGUCCUGUGGUCCUUUGGGAUGUCCUUGGUACCCUUCCUCCUCAGUGCAGUGCUGCUCAGCGCAGUGCAGGCCCAGGCUGGCUGGCUGCAGCAUGACUUUGGCCAUCUCUCUGUCUUCAGCACCUCAAAAUGGAACCACCUGAUCCACCAUUUCGUGAUUGGCCACCUGAAGGGAGCCCCUGCCAGCUGGUGGAACCACAUGCACUUUCAGCACCACGCCAAGCCCAACUGCUUCCGCAAAGACCCAGACCUCAACAUGCACCCCUUCUUCUUCACCCUGGGGAAGAUCCUCUCCGUGGAGCUUGGGAAACAGAAGAAAAAGUACAUGCCGUACAACCACCAACACAAAUACUUCUGCCUGAUUGGGCCCCCGGCCUUGGUGAUAUUCUACUUCCAGUGGUACAUUUUCUAUUUUGCUGUCCAGCGGAAGAAAUGGGUGGAUCUGGUCUGGAUGCUCAGCUUCUAUGCCCGUAUGGCCCUCGCCUAUGUGCCGCUGGUGGGACUGAAGGGCUUCCUGGGCCUCUUUCUCCUGGUCAGGUUUCUGGAGAGCCACUGGUUUGUGUGGGUGACGCAGAUGAACCACAUCCCCAUGCACAUUGAGUACGACCAGAACAAGGACUGGUUAUCCACCCAGCUGCAGGCAACAUGCAACGUCCACAAGUCCUUCUUCAACGACUGGUUCAGCGGGCACCUCAACUUCCAGAUUGAGCACCACCUUUUCCCCACCAUGCCACGACACAAUUACCACAAAGUGGCGCCCCUAGUGCGGUCGCUGUGCACCAAGCAUGGCAUCAAGUACCAGUCCAAGCCCCUGCUCUCGGCCUUCGCUGACAUUGUGUACUCACUGAAGGAGUCGGGGCAGCUCUGGCUAGAUGCCUACCUACACCAGUAAUGGCCCCGCCACGCCUGGAAGAGGAGACUUUGGCACUAAACCUGAGGAGAGCUCGAGGGACAAUGCCACUACCAUCCUCAUUGUGGGGAGGGAGGGGGGAGUAGAGGCUCUGCCCAUACCCUCCCCUUAUCUUCCAGGCACAGGUUUAAGAUCCAAAGAAGGAGAGGGGGGCAUCUGAACACCCCAACCCCCUCACCCCACCCCCAAGUGAAGUGGCUGAUAGCGGGACGAUGAGAGUGUUUCCCUUGUUCCAGUUUGGCAGGUGGUUAGUGAACAACCAAGAGGGAGCCAGGGGACAGCCUACUGAACCCAGAGGCGCCAGGGAGGGACUUAGCUCUGCAACCCCACCAUAAAGGGCAGGCUCAUCUCGCUGGCCCGCCCCACAGUGCCCACAAAUCCCCAGCUUGGCAAGCUGAGGGGCACAGCAGCCAAACCUCCUGAACCUGGUUUGAAAAGACGUGUGAGCAUCGAGAGUGCCAGGCCUAGGGCUCCGCUUCUUGCCCAAGCUGGGUGGAGCCUAAGUCCAUAGAGCGCGUGCCUUGGGCUCCUGAGAAAAUGCCAUUCCAGUUCCCACCCCUCGGCCCUGUUGAACCAGGCUCUGAGGAUCAUGGAACCAUGGAUGUUUGGCCUUGGCUCUCUCCAGGGUACAGUGGGUACUCUUGACCCUUACUCCUGCCAAAACAGCUGGAAGAAAAAUCCCUCAAGCAUAACUCAAAGUACUGAGCCAGGAUCUGAACACCCCCGGGGCUGGGAGUCUGAUCCUUGCACCACAAGCCAGCAAGCACCUGAGGAAACAUGCCCUUCUGUUCUCUAGAAACCAUAGCAGCCAGUGAGCACAGGUGAGCGAGUAGAGAUGCUAACGUCCCAGGUGCGAAGACGGAUCCAAGUGGCAGUCCUAAACGCUGCAAGCCAAUGGUUCUAAACCUUCCUAAUGCCGCGACCCUUACGUACAGUUUCUCAUGUUGUGGUGACCCCCCCCAACCAUAAAAUU